UGUCAUAGAGCAAGGACAAACAGUCAAGGAAGGAUUAGAGAGGUCUGCAACUUUAAAGCUAAAAGAUCUUUAUUUGGAUAAGUAGUUAGUAUUUUAUUUAUUUAUUUUUGGGGGUUUUUGAGAAUUGCAAAGGUGAGACUUUCAGGAACUGAUAGGAAAUCAUAAAGAAUUUGACAAAAAAGGACAGAUUAGAAGAGGUUAAGAGGUGGAAAGAAAACGUGACGAUGUCUUCGUUUGAGACCCAGAGCCAGUCUCCACCUCGCUGCGGCCCCCAGUUUCCAAGUUUGGGCCAGGAACCUCCGGAGCUCAGCAUGUACGGUGAAUGCUACUACCCUCCUCCCUCCCUGCCGAGUCCUCAGCGCACCACCCCUUCCUCGUACGAACUGGGCGACUAUGCAACCUCAUCUCCGAACCCAUACCUUUGGUUCAACAGCUCUGGGAUCAACUCCUCCUCGUACCUGUCUAGCAGCGGUCCGCCUGGUAAUCCAGGCCCACCAUUUGUCCCUCAGCACUAUGGCAUACAGAGACCCUACCUGGGACCAGCUGGACCUGGAGGUCCAGGAGGGGAACUGAGCUGGUUCUCACUUCCCUCACAGGAAGAUCUGAUGAAGCUGGUCAGACCCCCUUAUUCCUACUCUGCUCUAAUUGCCAUGGCGAUACACGGAGCUCCAGACAAGAGACUGACACUGAGCCAGAUAUACCAGUAUGUUGCCGAUAACUUUCCUUUCUACAACAAAAGUAAAGCCGGCUGGCAGAACUCCAUCAGACACAACCUGUCGCUCAACGAUUGCUUCAAGAAAGUACCAAGAGACGAGGAUGAUCCAGGUAAAGGCAACUACUGGACACUUGACCCCAACUGCGAGAAGAUGUUCGACAAUGGAAACUUCCGCCGCAAGAGGAAGAGAAAGUCUGACUCCCUCGCCAACGGAGACGGCGCCUCAGGGCCUCCGGAGUCAGGAGACAGCGAGCGGGGAAGCCCCAAACACCCUGCGCUUACCAUGUCCCCAACGCCGGACAGAAUCCCCUCCCCUUCUCUAUCGGGUCCCACGCCAUGCCUCAGCAGCUUCUUGUCUGAAAUGUCUACGGUUUCCACUGGAGCGACGAACGAGGUCGGCGGAGACGGGUUGAGCAGGCCGCUGCAGAUUAACCUCCCCUUAGACGGAACGCAUAGACCCACCCAGCCAGGAAGCUUUAGCAAUUACUCCCCAAACUCAGGUGUGUCAGAGUGGCUGCCACAGGUGCCAGCUCCCUCUGUGCUCACUUCCUCACCCUCCCACUCUUCUCUAGGUUACUCUAGCCCCAUUCUGAGCCAGUAUAACGGAUCCAGUGGGCAUUUCUACCCCUCUCUGAGCUCCACUGGAAUCAUCUAUCAUCGUGAGGGCACAGAGGUUUAAGGAGACGUUAAUUGGAAGGACGUUUAAAAUGCCUGGUUGUUAGUUUUGGCUCUGAGAAAAAAACAGAAAAAGAAAAAAAAAAGUUUUGCUGACAUAGACAGGUGAGGAUGCUGUAACACGUGACUGUAUCUCAGCAUGGCUCGGUUCCCACAGGAAAAGCUGAGUCAGGUGUAGCCGCCUUUCAUUGUCUAACCGUAAAAAAA
This is a messenger RNA of Cyprinodon variegatus (sheepshead minnow), 1597 nucleotides long. RefSeq names its product forkhead box I1 (gene foxi3b). NCBI's taxonomy places the organism in Eukaryota, Metazoa, Chordata, Actinopteri, Cyprinodontiformes, Cyprinodontidae. Gene Ontology annotation, molecular function: RNA polymerase II cis-regulatory region sequence-specific DNA binding; DNA-binding transcription factor activity, RNA polymerase II-specific. The coding region runs from base 225 to 1394 and encodes 389 amino acids. The transcript has 2 exons. The record is from RefSeq and is a predicted model, not a curated record. Gene Ontology annotation, biological process: anatomical structure morphogenesis; regulation of transcription by RNA polymerase II; cell differentiation.